Messenger RNA from Westerdykella ornata, 1199 nucleotides. RefSeq names its product alpha/beta-hydrolase. The record is from RefSeq and is a predicted model, not a curated record. The transcript has 4 exons. Gene Ontology annotation, molecular function: hydrolase activity. Lineage: Eukaryota; Fungi; Ascomycota; Dothideomycetes; Pleosporales; Sporormiaceae. The annotation marks the transcript as partial.
CGUCAGUACCUUUGGAGUGAUGCUUAAUCCCUCUGGGACGACAAUUUCGAUACCUCUCGGCGUGCGGAACUGUUGAAUUCAAAAGUGGAAAACCCUCCGACAACUCGCAAGCUCUUUAAGUCCAAUUCCCCCGAAGAAUACUGGGACGUACGGAUUGAGGGAAAUAGAAGGAAAAAUGGGCGUCAACAUGCUCCGGCUUGCUGCAAUUGCACUAGCAGCGAUAAGCGCUGUACAGGCUGCGAAUUCCUGUCCUGCGGUGCGGAGUGAAGGAGAGCCGCAAGGGCAGAUCAAGAAUGUCAAUGGAACUCAAAUAUAUCACACAUAUCCUGCUGGCGGACCCAAAGCAUCGAGGGAUAAUACCAAAGCUAUCCUCUACGUAUCUGAUAUCUUCGGCCUCCCUCUUCUUCAAAACAAAGUCCUCGCAGACUCCCUAACCCAGACCUCCUACCCCGUCAUCUUCCCCGACCUCUUCUCCGGCGACGCCUACCCCGUCACCACUCCCGACCACCCUGCCCCCGACCUCACCGAAUGGAUCGCCCGCCACCCCCCGGCCGCCGUCGACGCCAUCCUCGACAAAACAAUCGCCUACAUGCGCUCCGAACUCGGCGUCACGAAAAUCGGCGCCGUGGGCUAUUGCUUCGGAGGCAAGUAUGUGCCGCGGCAUAUGGCGGAGGGCAAGGGGAUCGAUGUCGGGUUCAUUGCGCAUCCGAGUGGGUUGGAGGAUGGCGAGAUUAAGGCGAUUGCUGGGCCGAUUAGUGUGGCUGCUGGACAACUCGAUGGUACUUUCAACGCCGCUGCGCGUCGUAAUGCCGAGGAUAUCCUCACGGGCAUGAAUGCCGUUUUCCAGACGGUGCUGUAUUCGCAGGCGCCGCAUGGGUUCGCGGUACGCGUGAAUAUGAGUGCGCCGGCGGAGAAGUUUGCAAAGGAGGGGGCUUUUUUGCAGGCCGUGAAGUGGUUUGAUGCGUGGCUUUAGGUGCGGAGGUGGGUUGAAGGAUAUGGAUGGAAUGAAGUGGUGAUCCUUCGUGAUUGAUGCUCGAUCUCUAUAGACGCACGGAAGUCCUAUGAUAUAUGGUAAGGUUGAGAUGAUGGCUGCGAUGCAUUAGGGUUGGUUGAUGCGUUGUACCUCCAUCAAGAUUGUCUUUGUUUCAGACCCGCCAAUUAUUGAAGGUGUACAGACGGUAUAGGCCGGUGCAAGAAGC